AUGACAACCCGUGAGGGUCCAAGAAUCCUGUUCUGUUUGACAACCCGCGAGCUCCAAAAUCCCGCCAAGUUCAGACAGUAUACCCAACCCGGUCGCAGAUAA
This is a messenger RNA of Aspergillus nidulans FGSC A4, 102 nucleotides long. RefSeq lists its product as uncharacterized. Bases 1 to 102 code for a protein of 33 amino acids. The transcript has 2 exons. NCBI's taxonomy places the organism in Eukaryota, Fungi, Ascomycota, Eurotiomycetes, Eurotiales, Aspergillaceae. The record is from RefSeq and is a predicted model, not a curated record.